AUGACGUUCAAGUGGAAAAAUUACGAAAAGGCCUACUACUGCUUGUACAGCAAUCUGUGGCACAUUGGGGUUACCACGUCACCACUGAAUCGUCGUGGCUGGGUGUUGCAGGAACGCCUGUUGAGUCCUCGAACUCUUUCAUUCAAUACACAAUUGUUCUGGGAAUGCCGAAGUCUUAAAGCCUGCGAGGCUUUUCCAGAAGGAUUAGGACCAAACGCCGAUCUAGAGUCCGAGGAUGUUGAUGAAGCCAGAGAACUUUGCCCGAAAGCAUGGAGAAGAAUUGCUUCCGAAACCAGCACCCGAUACGCGCCAUGGGCUAGAAUUAUAGAGCAGUACAUGGUGAGUAGUCUGACUGUGGCCUCAGAUAAGCUCAUGGCAGUGUCAGGAAUUGCUCAAGCAAUGCGAUCGGCGGUCAAUGAUAAUUAUGCCGCUGGUCUGUGGGAACGAAACUUGUCGUUUGAUCUUUUGUGCACCUUCGUGGUCUUGGGCUUCUGUUGA
Messenger RNA from Beauveria bassiana ARSEF 2860, 498 nucleotides. Its product is annotated as heterokaryon incompatibility protein. The coding region runs from base 1 to 498 and encodes 165 amino acids. The record is from RefSeq and is a predicted model, not a curated record. The transcript has 2 exons. NCBI's taxonomy places the organism in Eukaryota, Fungi, Ascomycota, Sordariomycetes, Hypocreales, Cordycipitaceae.